Rana temporaria (common frog) is the source of this 782-nucleotide messenger RNA. It is a transcript of the gene SRI, whose product is annotated as sorcin. Lineage: Eukaryota; Metazoa; Chordata; Amphibia; Anura; Ranidae. The record is from RefSeq and is a predicted model, not a curated record. The coding region runs from base 62 to 637 and encodes 191 amino acids. The transcript is spliced from 8 exons. Gene Ontology annotation, molecular function: calcium ion binding.
UUGCUGUUUAUCAGGGUGAAGUCACCGGCAGUACACCCAGUCUACACACAGCUCUGCACCGAUGGCUUAUCCCGGAGGAGGAGGAUACUACCCGUCCGGUGGGUUUGCACCACCUGCUGGUGGCUACCCACAACAAGAUCCUAUGUAUGGCUACUUUCUACAAGUUGCAGGCCAGGACGGACAGAUCGAUGCUGAAGAGCUGCAGAGAUGUCUCACACAAUAUGGCAUGUCUGGAACAUACAAACCCUUUAACCUGGAAACCUGUAGACUGAUGAUUUCCAUGCUGGAUAGGGACCUGUCGGGCAAGCUGGGCUUCAAUGAGUUCAAAGAGAUUGGGAUGGUAUUGAAUGGGUGGAGACAGAACUUCAUGGCCGUGGACACAAACAUGAGCGGAUCAGUAGAUGGGAUAGAGCUCAACAGAUCUAUGGCAGCUAUGGGCUUCAGAUUGAGCCCACAAGCCCUGAACGUUAUCACCAGGAGGUACAGCAACCACGGCAGAAUUUCCUUUGAUGAUUACAUCACUUGUUGUGUGAAGCUCCGAGCCCUGACAGAAACUUUCAGAAGGAGAGAUGUGUCCCAGCAAGGAAUGGUGAAUUUCAUGUAUGAUGAUUUCAUCCAAGCUAUUAUGAGCAUCUGAAGGAGGCCCACAGCCAAGGAGAAAAUGCAUCAUUCUCAGCACCGGCUCACUGUUUAUUCCCAGAAGUGCUUGUAAUUGUAACCACUUGUCUGCGUUGGUUAUUUUUAAUAUUUCUUUUUUUUUAAUAAAUGAUGGGCAGAGGUGU